UUCAAUCCACAUUCCAUAGACUUUUAAGUCUUAUUCAUAGAAUUCAGGUACCAAGUAUGGAAUUCCAAAAUGGAGAUGAUGUUGCUUCCAAUUUGCUCAAAGCUCAAAGCCACAUAUGGAAUCACAUUUUCAACUUCAUGAAUUCCAUGUCACUUAAAUGUGUUGUUGAUUUAGGCAUACCAGAUAUCAUACACAACUAUGGCAAACCCAUGUCACUCUCAAAACUCAUUUCUUCACUACCAAUCCAUCCUUCCAAAAAACCUUGCAUUUAUCGCUUGAUGCGAAUCAUGACUCAUUCUGGUUUUUUCUCUCAACAAAAUAUUACAGAGAAUGAAUUAGAAAUUGAGUAUAUGUUAACGGAUGCAUCUAGGUUAUUACUAAAGGAAAAUCCAAUGAGUGUCACCCCAUUUGUCCACGCCAUGCUCAGCCCGAUUAUGACAAAUCCAUGGCAUCAAAUGUCUACUUGGUUGAAAAAUGAGGAUUCUUCCGCAUUUGAAACCACACAUGGGAGGUAUUUUUGGGAUUAUGUAGCUCAUGACCCAAUAUUUAAUCGUUUAUUCAAUGAAUCCAUGGCAAGUCAUGCUCGAUUAGUGAAUGAUUUGUUGAUUGAGAAGUGCAAGGAAGUGUUUAAUGGAUUGGAGUCAGUGGUUGAUGUUGGAGGAGGCACAGGGACCAUGGCAAAGGUUCUUGCCAAAUCAUUCCCACAACUGAAGUGCACUGUGUUUGAUCUCCCACAUGUUGUUGAUGGCUUGCAUGGAAGUGAUAACCUAAACUAUGUUGGUGGAGAUAUGUUUCAAGAAAUUCCUCAAGGACAUGCCAUUUUAUUAAAGUGGAUCUUGCACGAUUGGAAUGACGAGGAAUGUGUGAAUAUAUUGAAGAAAUGCAAGGAAUCACUGGAGAAGAAAGGUAAAGAUGGGAAGGUGAUUAUCAUAGAUAUGGUGUUGGACAAUGAAACCACUGAUGAAUCAUUUGAAACCCAACUCUUUUUUGAUAUGUUGAUGAUGGUAAUACUCACGGGAAAAGAGAGAAAUGAGAAAGAAUGGGUAAAGUUGAUUUUAUCGGCCGACUUUAGUGACUAUAAAAUAACCUCAAUUUUAGGCUCAAGGUCCAUGAUUGAGAUCUAUCCUUAAUAAAUAUAAGUCAAUUGUUGUGAGCAUUGAAAAUGCAGGCACAUUAUCGUAUGGUAUCACUUACUUGUUUUGAUGUUUUUGCCAAUUCAAAUGUAUUUGUUAUUAUUUAUUUGCGUAUUUCUAAUUUGCUUAUCAUUUAAUAGUCGUGUGUUUGUACUUUAUUCGCGUUCGAGUUUUAUUGUAAUUGCUUCGGAUAAUUAGAGAUUGUAUCAUUAAGACCCCUCAUUACUCAAUAAAAUUAGAGUGUUUGAUCCCUAAUAA
Lathyrus oleraceus (garden pea) is the source of this 1391-nucleotide messenger RNA. Its product is annotated as probable O-methyltransferase 3. Bases 57 to 1130 code for a protein of 357 amino acids. The transcript is spliced from 2 exons. Lineage: Eukaryota; Viridiplantae; Streptophyta; Magnoliopsida; Fabales; Fabaceae. Gene Ontology annotation, molecular function: O-methyltransferase activity; protein dimerization activity. The record is from RefSeq and is a predicted model, not a curated record.